Molecule: messenger RNA, 2529 nt
Organism: Closterium sp. NIES-67
Lineage: Eukaryota; Viridiplantae; Streptophyta; Zygnematophyceae; Desmidiales; Closteriaceae
Source: the annotation of a GenBank genome assembly
AACUGGCGCCAGUGCCUUGGGCUUGUUUCAUUUGCGCAAAACGGGGGAGCCCAACUCCAAGGCACUGUCGUUUUGUCUUGAAGAGGGGCUGUUCCCGAGGGAUUCCCAUCGCCAAUAAUUUAGGAAAUCCACUCUCGAGAGUGGCUGCUGCCAUGGUAAUCUCCCCUCUCACUGUGCCUUGAUCAGUCGAGCCUGUCUCGUUUCCACAGUUAGUCCCAUCCUGCAUUACUUCUCUCUAACAUUUCGGCGGCCACGAUCACGCGCUAACCGUUCCAGGAUACCGUUCUUAAAACCUCCAGGUGGAAUCAAUCGAGCACGGAACAUCCACGCAAGCCGGUGCUUCUCGCACAAUAAAAACGGAUCGCAGGUGCCGCGGGAAACCGAGAAUGGGUGUCACUCCCGUUGCUUCUCGAUCCGCCUCUGCCACAUGUCGAGAACCGCUAUCAUUCAGAUGCGCGCACAGGUUAUUCCCGCUGUUCACCGCGGCGCUCCUCGCGGCCGCGUCGUGGUCCGCGUUGGUGCAUCCCGCGUCGGCCCAGGCAUCGUACAGAGUCCCGACGUUAGGAUUCUGCUGGGGCCGCGUGGCGCACCAACCUAUACCGCCGGACCUCGUCGUCGACAUGCUCGAGGCGAACGGGGUGUCGAAGGUGAAGCUGUUCGACGCGGACCCGAACGCGCUGACGGCGCUGGCGAACUCGGACGUGGAGGUGAUGGUGAUGGUGCGCAACGAGUUUCUGGAAGGCAUGGCCGUGCAGCAGGAGAACGCCGACAACUGGGUUUACAACAACCUCCUCGACAUCCUGCCCACGGGAGUCAAGAUCACGUCCGUGUCAGUGGGCAACGAGCCGUUCCUCAAGUCACGGCACGACUUUGACAAGUUCCUGGUGCCAGCGGUGCAGAACAUGCAGCGCGCGCUGCAGAAGGUGGAUCUAGACCAGCGCAUCAAGAUCACCGUGUCCUUCAACACUGACAUCGUCAAGGCCAAGGACGACCCCGCGCUGGGCGAGUUCCAGGACGUGUGGCUGUCGCAGAUCAAAGCAAUCGCCAAGGUUAUCAAUGAAACCGGGUCGUUCUUCUCAGUGAACAUCUACCCGUUCUUCUCGUACAAGGAGACGCCGCAGAUCCCCGUGGAUUUUAUCUGGUUCGACAACCCCGGGAAGGGGUGCCUGACGUUUGACAACAAGACCAAAGUGCAGUACUGCAACAUCAUGGACUCGUCGCUCGAUGGCGUCAUCUAUGCGCUCGAACGCAUCGGCUAUCCCGAUAUGGAGGUGGUGAUCGGCGAGGCGGGGUGGCCGAGCGACGGGCAUCCCAAUGCCACCACGGCCCUUGCGCAGUCGUACAACAACGGGCUGCUGCGCCACCUGCUGUCGGGCACGGGCACGCCGCGCCGCCCCAACCGCCAGUUCACCUUCUACAUCUUCGACCUCUUCGACCAGGACGCCAAGAGCACCGCCCCGGGGCCGUUCGAGCGCCGCUGGGGGGUGUACGACGACUACGGGCGGGCCAAGUACCCCCUGGAUCUGUCUGGUGGGAAGGGGUGGAAGCUGGCCCCCAUCCCAAACGUGAUCCGGCUGCGGCCGCGCUGGUGCUUGGCGAACGAGGCUCUGUACUCGGAAAAGGGUGCGGAUGCUGCGGUUGUGGACGCCCAGUUCCUGUCCAAGAUCUCCACGGUGUGUGGGAAGAGCGAAUCGGGGGACUUUGCGGAUAAGGCGGACUGCACGCCGCUGUUCAUGCGGCUGUCGACGCCUGGGCUGCAGUGUGCCAGCAAGGGCGCGAGCCAGACGUUGCUAGCCAAUGCGUCGUACGUGCUGAACGCGGUGUAUCAGCUGUCGGGGCAGCAGGAGGCAGUGUGCACGGAUGGCGGGCUGGGCGUGGUCGUGCCAGACCAGGACCCGUCGACAGGGAGUGCUGGGGGGGGGGACAUGUGCACGUACGAGUUGGGGCUGGACGAGGCGGCGAUGAUGCAGUACACGCAGCCCAACAAGGCGUUCUCAUGGAAGGUGCUGGGGUACAUUGUGGCGCUCGUGCUCGUGCUGGCCAAUAUGCUGUGAGGGAGGAAGGGAGGGGAGGGGAGGGGAGGGAGGGAGAGUUGGUUGGUUGGCGGAUGAGGGCGGGAAGGGAUGGGAGUAGGUUGAGGCAGAGGAAGAGGUGAGAGAUGAAGGGGGGAGUGCUUGUGAGGCAAUGGCCAAUGGUUUCAUUGGGGGCCUUGUUUGUUACUACCGACUCAUGCCUUUGGCGGCGGCUGGGAGGAGCGGGGGACUCUUGUGUGCUCUGCGAGUGGGUAUUUGUAGCAAAUUAGCCGAUGAGACGAGACCGGACCGAGGUUGGCUAGGCUCUUCUGUGCCGGCUUCAAUUCGCCCUUGUCUCCGAGCGUUCUAUCCUCCGUUUUCAGAUUUCAGGGCAGGAUCCCUCAGUGCAGCGCUGCUGCUUGCUAGUGAAUUGUUGCAUUUCCAAGGUGUGUGUUUGAGAGACUGGGUUAAAGUUUUACUUCCCGGAAUACCAGUGCAUCCUGAUUGAAGCUGUGCC